GCGCAGCAUUGGUUCUGUGGGCAUCGGUGAAGUCAGUUGAAAGCAUCGUUUGUUGAAAGUACUUUAAAAGGCUCCAGUACCGCUAUGGUGCAACUACAUGUAAAGCGUGGGGACGAGAGCCAGUUUCUCUUCACUACAACAGUGGAUGGUCCAGUGGAAGAGCUGACCAAGCAAGUUACAGCUAUUUAUAAUGGGAGGCUAAAGGUGGACAGGAUUUGCUCAGAAAUGAAGGAGCUGGCAGAACAUGGAGUAACCCUCCCUCCGAACAUGCAAGGACUGACGGAUGAGCAGAUUACGGAGCUGAAGUUACGGGAUGAUUGGGCAGUGAAGUGUGUGCCCUCUGGAGGAGCUGAGUUUAAAAAGGAUGAGAUUGGAAGAAGGAAUGGUCAUGCUCCAAAUGAAAAAAUGAAACAAGUUUUACUAAAAACAAUCGAAGAAGCUAAGUCAUUAAUUUCCAAGAAACAAGUUCAGGCUAAUGUGUGUGUUACACUGGGGAUGGUGAAAGAAGCGCUUGACCAGCUGCGUGGAGCUGUUAUGAUUGUCUAUCCCAUGGGACUGCCGCCUCAUGACCCAAUCAGGCUGGAGUUUGAAGAUCGAGAAGAUCUGUCGGGGACGCAGGCAGCUUUGCAUUUGAUUGCAGAUUCAGAGGCUCAGUUGUGGUGGGCAGCAAAGGAGUUGCAUCGAGGGAAGAAACUAACAGAAUAUGUGGGCAAAAAUGAGAAAACUAAAAUUAUUGUAAAGAUACAAAAGCGAGGACAAGGGGCACCAGCUCGUGAGCCAGUAAUCAGCCCCGAGGAACAGAAGCAGAUGAUGAUGUAUUACUCCAGGCGUCAGGAGGAACUUAAGGUGAUACAGGCAUCAGGUUUGGCUUUGCUUGUUACCACGGCAGGAUGCAUUCUUCAUAUAUGUGAGAUGGUAUUGACUGUAUUGAUAUUGGCCUACUGGCUCUUACUUCAUAAGAUUCAGUACACUAUGUUCUGUACAAUUAAAAUGUGAAGAAGCCCUGAUCUAUGAGCUGAUACUUAUUUCUCUGCAACUAUCAGAUUGGAGCAAAUCAAUUCAACUCCCUAUUUAUAUAAUAAAUGUAUGUAUUUUUUUUGUAACUUUAAACACGUACACUGUUUAGAUUUUUGAGGCUUUGGCAUUCACUUUUAUUAGAUUCUGUUUUGAACAUACUAUUUAUUUUAAAAUGCAGUAUACAAAAUUUGAUUUGUAAGAAACCUGGUAAGUUAAUAAAAGCAAUUUUCUUCA
Molecule: messenger RNA, 1251 nt
Organism: Polyodon spathula (Mississippi paddlefish)
Lineage: Eukaryota; Metazoa; Chordata; Actinopteri; Acipenseriformes; Polyodontidae
Product: cilia- and flagella-associated protein 298-like
Exons: 8
Coding region: 85-996 (303 amino acids)
Biological process (GO): regulation of cilium movement
Source: RefSeq, a predicted model, not a curated record